Molecule: messenger RNA, 529 nt
Organism: Odocoileus virginianus texanus
Lineage: Eukaryota; Metazoa; Chordata; Mammalia; Artiodactyla; Cervidae
Source: RefSeq, a predicted model, not a curated record
UUGCAACUGGACUGUAAUCUUUGUGCCAUUGUGUCAAACUCAGGUCAGAUGGUCGGCCAGAAGGUGGGGAACGAGAUAGAUCAGUCAUCCUGCAUUUGGAGAAUGAACAAUGCACCCACCAAGGGCUAUGAAGAGGAUGUUGGCCGCAUGACAAUGAUUCGCGUCGUAUCCCAUACCAGCGUUCCUCUUUUGCUGAAAAACCCUGAUUAUUUUUUCAAGGAAGCAAACACUACUAUUUAUGUUAUUUGGGGCCCUUUCCGCAAUAUGAGGAAAGAUGGCAAUGGCAUUGUGUACAACAUGUUGAAAAAGACUGUUGACAUCUAUCCCAAUGCCCAAAUUUAUGUGACCACAGAGAAGCGCAUGAGUUACUGUGAUGGAGUGUUUAAGAAGGAAACUGGGAAAGACAGGUGAGUCCUCUGAGAAGUGGCCUUGUUGUCGUUCAUGCUAAGUCUUUGCUGAGUUCUUUUGCCAGCUAUUAAAUGAACGGUUAUUUUUCAAACCGGUUGUUACAUGUUUUUGACUAUUAUGA